Messenger RNA from Spinacia oleracea (spinach), 1149 nucleotides. RefSeq lists its product as uncharacterized. The transcript is spliced from 3 exons. Bases 1 to 1149 code for a protein of 382 amino acids. The record is from RefSeq and is a predicted model, not a curated record. Lineage: Eukaryota; Viridiplantae; Streptophyta; Magnoliopsida; Caryophyllales; Amaranthaceae.
AUGAUUGAACAAAAAGUAGCCUUAAAACUGUGGAAACCCCUGCUUAUCUCUAAAGAUGUUUCUAUUUCCCACCUUUUUUAUGCUGAUGAUGUUUUUCUUUUUGGUAAAACCACUACUCAUAACAUUGACACUAUGAAAGAUACCCUUGAAGAAUUUAGGAAAAUGUCAGGGCUGAAGGUCAACUUUGCUAAAUCUUCUGUUAUCUUCCCAAAAAAAAUGGAUUUCAAUGUUAGAAACUCUAUCAAACAAAAUUGUAAUCUCAAUGAUUCAACCAGUUUUGGUAAAUAUCUAGGGAGUAACAUUUCUUCUUUAAAGCUGAAAAAGAAUGAUUUCUAUGAUCUCCUAGACAAAACUACUAGUAAAAUAAGGGGAUGGCAAGCCAAACUCCUAAAUAUGGAAGGGAGAUGUACUAUGAUCAAAUCUGUUCUAAAUGCCUACCAUCUUUAUGCUAUGCAAAUUUGUAUUCUUCCAGCUACUGUCACUAAUGAACUUGAAUCUAAAUAUAGAUAUCUUAAAUACUCAAACUUCCUUGACUGCAACCAAUCUAAUUCCUCUUCUCCAAUAUGGAAGGAUAUUCUUAAAGGUAGAGAUAUUAUAAAAAAGGGUAUGAUAAUUAGCAUUGGAAAUGGAAUUGACACUUCCUUAUGGUAUCACCAUUGGAUCCAACAUCUCUUACCCAAUUCCAUUUGUGACCUGAUACUUGCCAUGCCUUUGUCAAACAUUUCCCCUAAGUCUGAUAGCUUAAGAUGGACCCUAGAUAAGAGUGGCUCCUUCUCUAUUAAAAGUUCUUAUCAUUCCACUUAUGUUGCUAGGAAUAUGAGCUGUUCUAUCCAAAUUUGCUGGAAAAAACUUUGUAAAAUUGGAGUACCUUACAAAUACACAAUGCUCUUAUGGAACCUUUGUCAUUCUAUCUUGCCUGUAGCUGAUGUUCUUGCUAGGAAAUUACCUGGCUUAAAUCCUAUCUGUGUUGGAUGUUUUGACUCGGUUGAAAAUCAUCUUCAUCUCUUUAGGGAGUGCUCAAGUACUUCAACUCUUUGGUCUAUGAUUUUCCAGCACCAAGGACAGUUCUUUGAUUUAGAUUUCAACUUGUUCUAUUCAAAAAACUGGGAUGAAUGGAUCACCUAUAAUAUUUCAGGCUCAUCUCAAUGA